AUGGAGAUGGGAACGAGAAGAAACAGGACAGAGAGGAGAAAAGGGAGCAAUCUGUCCAAAAACAGACAACAAAAUCACCAGAAAAUCGAAAUAAAGGUAUACCGCCAAAAGGAAAUCGAAGAGGCAGUGGGAACCAGCCUGGCUCCAAAACCAACGGUCCUGGACACAACGCAGCUCGUAGAGGCUCUGGUAUGCAAGGCGAAAAAGCAGCAGAAGGGAGGCAAGACCAGGUUGACUGCAGGCAGUUCUACGGCCAAGGGGCCAUCCCGGCAUCCUCCUGCUGUGAAAAAGCCUAGCAACGGUGCUCAAACACAAACCAAUAACACUCCUGGGCACAACGCAGCUCGUAGAGGCUCUGGUGUGCAGCGCGAAAGGGCAGCAGCAGAGAGCCAGAGAUUGACUGCAAAUGGUUCAGCAGCAAAGAGGCCAUCCCAGCAUACUUCUGCUGCAAAAACGCCUAGCAAUGGUGCUCAAACAAGCAACGGCUCACAAAGAACAGAAACAGCAACAAACAGGCAACAGCAGACGGGCAACCUUACUCAGAAAUUAACUGUGAGACGGCCUGCCCCAGUUGCUAACAGUGAUGGUGGUCAGAUUUCAAAAGUGAAAUCUUUAGCUACCACAGAAUAG
This is a messenger RNA of Geodia barretti, 630 nucleotides long. Lineage: Eukaryota; Metazoa; Porifera; Demospongiae; Tetractinellida; Geodiidae. The record is from the annotation of a GenBank genome assembly.